Messenger RNA from Teleopsis dalmanni, 765 nucleotides. RefSeq lists its product as uncharacterized. The record is from RefSeq and is a predicted model, not a curated record. Lineage: Eukaryota; Metazoa; Arthropoda; Insecta; Diptera; Diopsidae. The coding region runs from base 171 to 725 and encodes 184 amino acids. The transcript is spliced from 5 exons.
AUUUAUAGUUCAAAAUCUUAAAGCGGCAUUCUAAAAAAAACAGGGCUACUGAUUUUGUUGCAUAGUUUAAGUGAAAUAACUGACUUAACUAAAAUUACAUAUGUUUUGAUCUCAGGAAUACGUUUUGUCAAAAUAUUUCAAAUCAAAAAGAAAAUCAAAAUUUGUUUAAAAUGUCGUUAGUUUUUAGUGCUACUAUCUAUUUGUUUACCAUUUUAUUUUUUGGAAAUUUUUUAACGACUGACUGUAUAAAUAAUAAAUUGAUGCAACUAUUUAAGCGUGCCAACUUCACUGACUUGAUGAAGGGGCUAAGUGAUGCAGAAAUUGAAAUAGCUUUAAGUGAUUUAACAUAUACAGAUCUGGAUGUAUUAAGCCAACUUUUGGAUACAUCGAAUCCCAUUGAGGAUGAUAGUGAUGAUCGGAGAUCGCAAAACAAUUUAAGGCAAGAGAAAGAGACGCCAUCAUCAGGAAAUAUUCGAGAUGAUACAGUCAGCAAACCAGCUAAAAUAAAUGAAAUGAAUGGACCUCAUUUGUGGAACCAACGAUCAAAAAGAGAAUAUAAAAAUCACAAACAGUAUCUGCUUAAUGCAGAAUAUAUAAAAGAUUUGGAAAAUUCAUUUCCACAUUGUCAAGAUCAAAAUAAUAACGAAGAUAACGAAGAUAAGAAAGAACACAUUCGAGUUAAACGAAAUAAAAUUAAACAUAAAAUUAAAAAAAUAAAACUCUAAACAUUUAAGAAAAAAAAACAAGUAUUCUUUACUCUUACCU